CAAAUCAGAUCGCACUUAAACAAAAGAAGACCAAAACACAGAGAGCCCAACAGGGAAAAACAAUAUAGGCCAAAUCCAACCAUCAAAGGACAGACAAAUAGUAGGGCCCUCCCACCAUUCUUCUGCACAGUGAAUAUAACUAACACCAUUUCCUCAUUUUUCAGUUUUCCUUACAUCUCUUGCCAUUUGCUCUGCCACUCUCUCCCCAUUCAAAUUCAAUCAAUUUAUCAAUCAAUCAGGCCAAAAAAAAUGUCAGGAACUGAUGAAGAAAUUGUCCAAGACAAAGGUGUUGUCGAGGCUGAGCUACAAGAGAAUGUUCAUCAAGAAUCUCCAAAGGAGGACACUGGAGAUGUCAAGAAGAUUGAGGAACAUCCGAUGCCAUCUCCUCAACAACAGGAGGAAACUAUCAAGAAAAAGUAUGGAGGGAUUUUGCCAAAGAAGAAGCCACUGAUUUCAAAGGACCAUGAACAUGCAUUUUUCGAUUCUGCUGAUUGGGCAUUGGGAAAGCAAAAAGGCCAGAAACCCAAAGGACCACUAGAGGCACUCCGACCAAAGUUGCAGCCAACAUAUCAGCAAACUCGUUCUAGGCGCUCAGCUUAUGCUCCUGCUGACAGUGAAGAUAAUCCCAAAUUGUCAGGUGCAGAUCAUGAUGGCACUGGAGAUGAUGACAACAUCGAAAAGGUUGCUCCUGAGGUUCAGAGCCACGAAUAAGCUUCGUCUACAGUUAAUCGUGUACAAAAUGAUAAAAACACCUCCAUUGUUGGAAAAAAGAGAAAAGGGAAACUGUUUUCCUAUAAGUGCAGAUCAUUCUACUAUAAAAGAUACACAGCUUUAGCUGAAACACCUAAUAGAGGGAUAUUGUGUGAUGUGUACUCUUACUUGAUCAACUGUUACUGUAAUUGCAAGACAUGCUGAAGUUUGAAUCUUAAGAAGGUUUUCUAGCUAAUGCAGUUCUCGUAUCUGCGAGAAUUAAUUAGUUAGUUUUGCUGAAACUAGUAUUAACAUUUCUCUUAUCUUUGACUCAAAUUUCUUA
This is a messenger RNA of Chenopodium quinoa (quinoa), 1033 nucleotides long. RefSeq lists its product as uncharacterized. Bases 250 to 711 code for a protein of 153 amino acids. The transcript has 7 exons. The record is from RefSeq and is a predicted model, not a curated record. NCBI's taxonomy places the organism in Eukaryota, Viridiplantae, Streptophyta, Magnoliopsida, Caryophyllales, Amaranthaceae. Gene Ontology annotation, molecular function: protein phosphatase inhibitor activity. Gene Ontology annotation, cellular component: cytoplasm.